UACCUCUCAGCCUUAUUAAAGGAAGAGAAGAAACACGUCUAGAUAAUAACCAUGAAUAAAGGAGGAGUGAUCGCCUUUGUAUUUUGCUUGAUGCUGGUGGCUGUCAUUGGUAGUAGCGAAGAAGAUAAAGAAAAGUAUCCGAAAGGCAGAUAUUGCGCGCACAAAAAUUCAGCGGCAGUACGCAAAUGCGUACGUGAUCACGGAUUUUCGAUCGUAGGAGAAAUAGCUGGGAAAUGCGCUAAACAAGUAGUACCCGAUCUGGAUCUAGAAGAUGGACAAAGUAGAAGAGAUUACUUCUGCGAAGAAGCUGAGGAUGAAGUAAGAAAGAGUUACAAAAGUUGCUUCCGUGAAAAACUGUCGGAAUUGGAUAAUAUCGAAGAAUUAAGAGACGUCUUCCGAGAGUGCAUAAAAGUCGAAUAAGUAAUUUCUAAAUUUAUUAAUUACUUAUUCCACGAUUACCGCUAAUUUCUAUUUGCAGUCUUUCAAUGAUAAUGUAACCCGAGAAACUUGAAACAUUUCAUUAUUUCUAAUGCAUUUCCCGAAACAAUUGCUGCGAUGACAUUUACAAGCGACGAAGAAAAUCUAUUUUUCAUUAAAACAUUUUUCUAGUAAUAAAUUUUUAAAUAUUCCUGGUUAAAUAACACGUUAUGAUUUAAUUUUCUUUUAAAAAAAAACAUAUUAUUGUGUAAUAUAACUAGUUAUAAAAAAAGGGCUCAUUCUCUUACUAAAAUGCUUACGAGAUGUUUAUUUCACUUAUAAUCGAGAUGUAACGUAAGAAAAAAAUAAAGUAAUU
Centruroides sculpturatus (bark scorpion) is the source of this 793-nucleotide messenger RNA. RefSeq lists its product as uncharacterized. The transcript has 5 exons. The record is from RefSeq and is a predicted model, not a curated record. Lineage: Eukaryota; Metazoa; Arthropoda; Arachnida; Scorpiones; Buthidae. The coding region runs from base 52 to 420 and encodes 122 amino acids.